CAAUACCUUACACUUCACGCUCGUCGCCAGUGCCCAACCGCCAGCACCGUACACACAUACGACUACGACAAGCAACUCAACUCUAAAUGGAAGGCUGGUCGAAACUCCAAUCAAGCUUGGGCAGCAUCAACUUUGCUCAAGCUGGCAACAAGUUCAGCAAGGGCUUCAACUCGAGCGUCCAGGCCACCCGUGAGCGUCUAGGACAAAUUGCCCCUGACGAGAUUACGGAGCUCCCUCAGGAGUACAAGGACCUCGAAGCCCGUGUCGACGCUCUGCGUGCAGCACACCUCUCCUUACUCAAGAUAACAAAAGUCUACGAAUCCGAGACUUACGACUACCCCACCCAAAUCCAAGAAUCCCUCUCCGAAAUCUCCUCUUCAAUCGGGUACAACAUCACCUCAUUCGCAGCUACCAACCUCAAAGGCACCAACCUCCCCGUCCCAGCACCGCCCACCGCCCCACCCGCAGCACCGCACAAAACGCUCCCGCACGCUUUGGUGCGUGCUGCGCAUACAGCUGCCACCGCCGUGUCGACCACUGCCCCGUCGGCUGAGACGGACCGUUUGGGAAAGGCGCUGGGCUUGUAUGCGCAGGGAUGGGAGAGGGUAGCGGGUGCACGGCUUGAUCAGGACACGCAUAUCGCGGACAACUUUUUGCAUCCGUGGCAGACGACGUUGAAUACGAGUAUUGCGGUUGCUUUGAAGGCUAGGCAGGCGGUUAGGUUGAGUAGGCUUGAGUUGGACGCUGCGAAGCAGUCGCUUAAGAACGCUAACCCUGUCAAGCAGGAGCAGGCAAGGCUUGAGGUUGAGAAUGCUGAAGAUGACCUCGUGCAGAAGACCGAGGUGGCGAUUACGCUCAUGAAGACGGUUUUAGAGAAUCCUGAGCCUAUCAAGAACCUCAACGAGUUAAUCAAGGCACAACUCUUAUACUUCUCCGCUGCAGCCGAAGCUUUGUCCUCUAUCCAAGGCGAGAUUGAGGAACUCAGCGUAGCAGCUGAGGGCGAAUACAGGAAGUCCCGCGAUCACUGAAGUCCCGCUCAACUAGGCCCGCGUUGAAUGCUUGUAGAGAAGAGUAUACGAUGUUAUUGAAUCAAUCCUUCCCAUCCAUGCUUAGCCCCCCACCCCGUACGUAUAUGUAUUGGACAUCGAACUGCCCCCUUUUCUCGUUUACUUAUCUGGUUUCGAUUCUCUUGCUACGUAUUCGCAUGCAAUAUACGGUUGCCUUUUUCGU
This is a messenger RNA of Laccaria bicolor S238N-H82, 1230 nucleotides long. RefSeq lists its product as uncharacterized. Lineage: Eukaryota; Fungi; Basidiomycota; Agaricomycetes; Agaricales; Hydnangiaceae. The coding region runs from base 87 to 1028 and encodes 313 amino acids. The record is from RefSeq and is a predicted model, not a curated record. The transcript has 6 exons.